Molecule: messenger RNA, 2480 nt
Organism: Manihot esculenta (cassava)
Lineage: Eukaryota; Viridiplantae; Streptophyta; Magnoliopsida; Malpighiales; Euphorbiaceae
Product: pentatricopeptide repeat-containing protein At1g09410, mitochondrial
Exons: 2
Coding region: 163-2184 (673 amino acids)
Molecular function (GO): protein binding
Source: RefSeq, a predicted model, not a curated record
AUUUAUGAGACACAGUAACUACUAACGAGACUGCCACUGUAGACGGCACCACCAACCACCACGCGCCUUUCUCUCUAUCCUCCGCUGGACCCUGAGAGAACGUAAUCAGAAUCACUACAGUUAUGAACUUGAUUAUUGAAAAAUGGGGAUUGAGUCUAUAGGAUGACCAUGAUGAUUAUGGUAUCCUUCUCUCGUUUUUGUUGUCGAUUUCUGAAGCUUCGAGCCGUAUUUACAUGUCUUGGCCCGUUAAAUCAUUCCUUUUCUUCUCUCGCGAAACAGCACCCAGCAAGCUUCACGAAUCGGAUUCCCAUUUCCGUCAAUGGAAGUUUGAAGCUGACGUCAAUGGUUUCCGAUGCAUACGAGUGUAACGUAAAGAUAAGUAAUCUAGGUCGUCAUGGCAAUGUCAACCAAGCGAGGAAGUUGUUUGAUGAAAUGCCUCACCGUGACAUUGUUUCGUAUGCUUCAAUGAUUACUGUUUAUUUGAAAAACAAUGAUUUUUCACAAGCUGAAAGGCUCUUUUUGACAAUGCCCGAGAGAAAUAUAGUUGCUGAUUCUGCAAUGAUCAGUGGUUAUGUCAAGGCUGGCCAGAUUGAUAAGGCUCGUGACGUUUUUGAUCAUAUGGUGGAGAGAAAUGUGUUUUCUUGGACCAGUUUGGUUUCUGGGUAUUUCAUGAUUGGAAAAGUUGAUGAGGCUCUUCGGCUUUUCCAUCAAAUGCCUUACAGGAACGUGGUCUCGUGGACAACUGUGGUUGCGGGUUAUGCUCAAAAUGGUUUCAUUGAUCAAGCUCGUCUUAUUUUUGAUCAAAUGCCAGAGAAAAACAUCGUUGCUUGGACUGUUAUGAUCAAGUCUUAUGUUGAGAACGAUCGAAUUGAUGAGGCUUUUGAGCUUUUCUAUCGGAUGCCGCAGCGGAAUCUCUAUUCUUGGAAUAUUUUGCUUUCGGGUUGCCUAAGUUCUAAUAGGCUAAAUGAAUCCAUGCAACUAUUUAAUUCAAUGCCUCAGAGGAAUGCAGUUUCAUGGACAACAAUGGUCACAGGUCUGGCUCGAAAUGGAAUGAUUAAACCUGCGAGGGAGUAUUUUGAUCAGAUGCCUAAAAAGGACACGGCAGCAUGGAACGCUAUGAUCACAGCAUAUAUUGAUCAAGGCAGCAUGGUUGAAGCUAAUGAACUCUUCAAUUUGAUGCCAGAAAAGAAUAUUGUAAGUUGGAAUGCGAUGAUUUAUGGGUAUGCAAGAUAUGGGCCUAGUGGUGUUGCCUUCAAGCACUUAAUCCUCAUGCUUCGGCAAAAUGUUAAGCCGAAUGAGACUACCAUCACAAGCGUAUUGACAGCAUGUGAUAGCAUUGUGGAGCUUAUGCAGGCUCAUGGCCUAGUGAUUCAUCUUGGUUAUGAGCAUGACUCAAUGCUUGCCAAUGCUCUAGUGACUGUGUAUUCUAGACAUGGUGAUGUCCUCUCAGCGAGGUUUGUUUUCGAUCAACUCGAAGCCAAGGACAUUGUAUCAUGGACUUCAAUGAUAUUAGCAUAUUCAAAUCAUGGUUGUGUUCAUCAUGCCUUACAGAUCUUUGCACGUAUGUUAAGAUUUGGAAAUAAGCCUGAUGAGAUUACAUUUGUUGGACUCUUAUCAGCUUGUAGCCAUGCAGGUCUUAUCCAAAAAGGUCAAAAGCUCUUUGAUUCAAUGGAUUGUGCUUAUGGUAUAAAACCAAGGGCUGAACAUUAUUCCUGCCUUGUAGACAUUCUGGGUCGUGCAGGAGAAGUGAACAAGGCAAUGAAAGUAGUCUCUGAAAUGCCUCAGCAUGAGCGUGAUGGUGCUGUUCUUGGGGCAUUGUUGGGUGCAUGCAGAUUGCACAAGGAUGUUAGAUUGGCAAACCAGAUUGGUAAAAAGCUAAUAGAUCAAGAGCCAACUAGCUCAGGGAGUUACGCACUCUUGGCUAAUGUGUAUGCAGCAUGUGGGAAGUGGAAUGAGUUUGCACUGGUAAGGAAGAAGAUGAAGGAAAGGAACGUGAAGAAAGAACCCGGUUUUAGUCAAAUCGAAGUAAAAGGCAAGAGCCAUGUAUUUUUUGUGGGGGAGAGAUCUCAUCCCCAAGUUGAGGAAAUUUAUAAUUUCCUUGAUUAUAGACUGCUACCCCUAAUGCAGGACAUGGGAUUCAAUCCAGAAGGCACACCUGAACUAUUAUCCUGUUACAAUGAAUAGAAGGCACGUCUGAAGUAGCAAGCACAGACUCUACUCUAAUUGGUACCAUUGUACUGCGGGAUAUAGCAUAGGAUAAUUCUCAGAUAAUUAACGUUUGUAGCAAUAUUUUCGCAAGUAUACACGCUUUUUGUGAUUAAGAGAAAGCUUAGAGGAGAUGUCAGAAUGCUCAGAAACUGAAGAAGUUUAGAUUAGUGUUGUUUUUUCCCCAAGUAUCUAUGUAAGUUCUUUUGAUCCACUUUUGCUGUGGAAGAAAAUAAUGGCAUCCCUAGUGCAAUCUGCUCAAUGCUUUUUAGUUC